Messenger RNA from Nymphaea colorata (pocket water lily), 786 nucleotides. Its product is annotated as homeobox-leucine zipper protein ATHB-40-like. Gene Ontology annotation, molecular function: DNA-binding transcription factor activity, RNA polymerase II-specific; sequence-specific DNA binding. Gene Ontology annotation, cellular component: nucleus. The coding region runs from base 1 to 786 and encodes 261 amino acids. The record is from RefSeq and is a predicted model, not a curated record. Gene Ontology annotation, biological process: positive regulation of DNA-templated transcription. Lineage: Eukaryota; Viridiplantae; Streptophyta; Magnoliopsida; Nymphaeales; Nymphaeaceae. The transcript is spliced from 2 exons.
AUGAAUAUGAAGCACGUCGAGGAUCAGAUGGCACUCCUUUCUAGCUUCUACCCUGUCAUGAGUCCACCCUUUCCAGAAGGUGCCCCCAACUCACACACCAACUUAGCAGAGUCGACUGUAUCAGGGGAUAUGGACCCUUUCUGGCUCAUCAGCAGCGUCGAGUGUCCGGCGGACGAGCCCAAGCCCAGGCGCCGAAGGAACAAGAAGGCCAAGUCCGACGCCACGGCAGAGAUGAAGAAGCGCAGGCUCAGCGCAGAGCAAGUCUAUUUCGUGGACAAGAACUUCGACAACGAGCACAAGCUACAGUCUGAGAGGAAGCUUCGGCUCGCGAUGGAGAUCGGCCUCGACCCCCGUCAGGUCGCCGUCUGGUUUCAGAACCGGCGAGCCCGCUGGAAGAGCAAGCAGCUGGAGGAAGAGUACCAGAGGCUCGAGUCCUUGUAUGAAAAUGCCAACUCAGAGAAGAGCAAGCUCGAAUCGGAGGUCAAGGAGUAUUUCAUCUUUUGGCGGGUCGUCAGAGAGAUGCUGGCAGAGGCUGAGAAGGAGAUUUCUAGGCUCUCAGAGAAAAGCUGCAGGCCAAGCUCAUCAUUCUCCAUGGACGCGCCGCAGGCGUUUCCGGCAGACUUUGAGGUUGACCAGCAGGAGCACUUCUUGUACACGCCGGAGAACGUCAGCAUCUAUUCUAUGGAUGCUGACGACCUGCCAAAAGAUGAAAUACUCCUCUCAGAUGUGGCCUACGACAAGAACCACAUGCUUGGAAUAACCAAAACCCAAUACUACAAAAAUUAA